This is a messenger RNA of Nelumbo nucifera (sacred lotus), 921 nucleotides long. NCBI's taxonomy places the organism in Eukaryota, Viridiplantae, Streptophyta, Magnoliopsida, Proteales, Nelumbonaceae. The record is from RefSeq and is a predicted model, not a curated record.
AUGGUCAGCAGGGCCCAUUGCUUGGUGCAACAACCAAAAAGGGCAAUCAACAUUACCAAUAAAAUUGAGUCCAAAAAGGCCAACACUGAUAAACAGUCUGGAUUGGCCAUCCUCUCAAGGUCAUUGGGUACUGAUGGUACUGACAGCCAUGUAGCAUGGAACCUUGAGAUGAUCAUUUAUGGGAUUAAUGCUCAAAAUCUGCACAAAUUUGGUGGGUCUACUGUUUCUACUCUGAAAGCCACACUGUCUAUCAUUCCUAGCAUCUUCGGCGGACAACGAAGCAACAUCUUCAACCCAUUUUCUCUGGAUAUUUGGGACCGUUUCGAGGGCUUCCCUUUCAGCACAACCAUCAGCUCUGCGCCCGAUUUAGCUCGGGAAACCUCUGCCUUCGUCAAUGCCCACAUCAAUUGGAAGGAAACCCCAAAAGCACAUGUAUUCAAGGCUGAACUUCCUGGGCUAAAGAAGGAAGAAGUGAAGGUGGAAGUAGAGGAGGGAAGGGUCCUGCAGAUAAGUGGGGAGAGGAGCAGGGAGAACGAAGAAAAGAGCAACAAAUGGCACUGGGUGGAGAGGAGCGGUGGCAAGUUCUUGAGGCGAUUCAGAUUGCUAGAAAACACAAAGUUGGAUCGGGUGAAGGCAUCCAUUGAGAACAGAGUGCUGACUGUAACACUCCCCAAGCAGGAGGAAAAGAAAUCUGAGGUGAAGGCCAUUGAAAUCUCUGGUUAAAGCAUUUCAGAAGCACAAAAUGAUGGAGUUGGUUAUCGGUUGAGAGUCUGUGUUUGUUGUGUGCUUUGUCUAUGUUUGGGGCUUUCCUGUGUCGUCCCUCCCAUCUAUGGUCUGUAAAGAAUUUUCAUUUGUAUGUGGGACGAAUGAAAGUAUGUAGAAAAAAGUGAUUUUGAGCAAUGAAACAGAGAUUUGGAUUGU